AUGGCAGACUUCAGCGUGAAGCCUCUACGGGAGAUCGCCGCACAGUUUGAUUCCUCCAAGCUGGAAGAGGUCUGGAUACUUGCGGACCGCAGCGACUUUGUGAGCGAAUACGUUCACCGAUGUCCGAUUCCCGCGGAAGGAGAUGAGCUGAGGAAGCUGGGAAUUCGGGUCCUCUUCGCGCGCGCGGUCACGAUUGCCGCUGCAGUCGUGGGCACGUCAACGCUGCGAGUUGUGUGCGAAAGCGACAGCACGCUUCCAUCAUUGCUUGCACUCUUUGCAGAGCAUCCCGCCCUGGAAGGCAACCUUGCCCAGUUCGGGGCACUGCGAAUCACCAGAGAAGAGAAUCCGGGCAAGCUCGGCGAGUUGUGCCACAUGCCCUUCAGGAGUCGGAGCGUUCCCAAGUCGGUUUCUCACCACCUGGCCGCGGAGCAGCAAGUGUACCUUGGAGUCGACUAUGGCCGUUCGGACAUCAAGGUCGCCGUGCUGGACAUUGCAGGGCAGUUGGUCGGCAAGUAUGUAACCCGAUGGUGGACGACAGAGUCGGGAGAAGUUAAAUACGUCGACCCCCAAGUCUUAACGUGCCAUAAGAUGCACAUCAGCUGCUUGGCGGAUGCUGCGAUGGCAGCUCUGGCGGAGGUCCCCAACCAUGACGCAAAGUCCGUUUGUGGCUUGGGACUGAGCGCUGCUGGCUGUGUCAAGAAUGGGAAGCUGUGUGGCAUCCCUCCUGCGAUGGAUGGUGUGAAUCACGAGGCAGCACAGAAGGACCUGGAAGUUCUAGAGCAGAUGGUCCUGGCCAGUAUUCAAGAGCGCUGUGCAGUCGACACGGACUGUGCCACGGCCCUGGUGAACGAUGGCGAAGCGUCAGCGCUGUAUGGGGCCGACGGUCUGGCAGAGGGGCGAGUGGGACUGUUUCUGUCCUGCGGCACUGGCCUCGCCGGAGGCAUUGUCUGGAAUGGUCAGUGCUGCGAGGGCGUUCUGGAACUGGGGAAGGUCGUUAUGGGUCUCAGGGACUCAGAAAGUGGCAUGGUUCCUGUGCACGACUGCCUCUUGGUCGAAGGAGCUGCCCAGGGCAUGGCCGGUACGCAGCGCGCCUUUUUCAACCUCCUGGCAGCCGGGGGUGGGGAAAUGAUCAGCGGCAAGGCUGAGCAACGAGCCGCGCUGGUGGCGAUGCAGAAGAAGGACCUCAACGAGUUUUCCAGGGGUCUAUUCGAAUCCAUGGGCAAGUGGCUGGCUCGCUUCGUGCUGGAGCUCAAUCACUACCUGCCCUCUCCUGUGGACUAUGUGGAGGCCGGUGGCAAGGUGACGGACGGCCUCACGGGGCGCGUGAUGCUCGAUGCCUGCCAGGCAGAAAUUUGGGCGCUGGGCGCCACUGCGGAGGUUGCCAAGGCUGCAGACAGUGAAUUCGGACAGGCGAUUGCAGUUGCAAACCUGGUGCGACCGACCAGGCGGUGA
Messenger RNA from Symbiodinium natans, 1452 nucleotides. NCBI's taxonomy places the organism in Eukaryota, Dinophyceae, Suessiales, Symbiodiniaceae. The record is from the annotation of a GenBank genome assembly.